AUGGCCCUCGCGCCCUCAAGAACCACCAUCUCACACGCCAAAUCUUCCACCACACACCCUACAAGUUUAGCCAUUCAGAUCCGCCACGCAACAUUCAUUCCUCGUCCCCGACGACCGUACACCUUCACCCAGCUUGUCACCCUCUCCGACGGCUCGACCUACACCAUGCGCACUACAUCCCCCAACCCCAUUUACCGCGCAUCAAAAGAUACCCGCAACACUCUCCUGUGGCAGCCGAGCGAGAAGUCCCUCCGAAAUGUCGAAUUAGACGAAGCCGGGAAACUAGCUGCUUUCCGCGAGCGAUUCGGUCGCGCGUUUGAUGCCACUGCCCAAUCGGACGAGAGCGAAACCCCCGCUGCGGCGAGCGAGGCCAGUGACGAUGUGUUUGCGGAUUUAAUUACGGGAUAUGCUCCGCAGGACACGAGUACCAUGAAGGAUUCGGGACCCAAGAAGGCGCCCACGAGGAGGAAGUAA
Messenger RNA from Metarhizium brunneum ARSEF 3297, 474 nucleotides. Its product is annotated as mitochondrial 54S ribosomal protein bL31m. Gene Ontology annotation, biological process: mitochondrial translation. Gene Ontology annotation, molecular function: structural constituent of ribosome. Lineage: Eukaryota; Fungi; Ascomycota; Sordariomycetes; Hypocreales; Clavicipitaceae. Gene Ontology annotation, cellular component: mitochondrial large ribosomal subunit. The record is from RefSeq and is a predicted model, not a curated record.